Huiozyma naganishii CBS 8797 is the source of this 1107-nucleotide messenger RNA. It is a transcript of the gene GIC1, whose product is annotated as Gic1p. The record is from RefSeq and is a predicted model, not a curated record. The coding region runs from base 1 to 1107 and encodes 368 amino acids. Lineage: Eukaryota; Fungi; Ascomycota; Saccharomycetes; Saccharomycetales; Saccharomycetaceae. The transcript has a single exon.
AUGAAUCAGCAACUGCCACAGAUCAAGUCCAUCUGGAUCGAUGAAGAUGAAGAGGCGGAGAAACUGUAUGGUUUACAAACCCAACAAUUCAUGGGAAGUGACAGCGACGAAGAGCUGAACAUCACAAUGGUAAAUAGUAAAAAACUGGCACUGGACAACAAGAAAAAAAUCGCUCUGCCUCCAUUAGCUUCCGCGACAAACUUGCAGCGGAACAGCAACGUCAAGAGUACCCACUACGACAUGUCGAGUGGCAGCUCGUCCCGGGGUAAGCCUAGCAAAAAAUCGCUUUUGAAGUUUUUCAAGGGAAACAGCAGCGAAUCCUCCGGGAAGAAGCAAAGGUCGAUAUCCGCCCCCUUCAAUUUCCAUCAUAUAUCCCAUGCGGGGGGGAAAGCAGAGGUAAUUAAUGACAUUCCAACUUUUAAAGACGCGAGAAAAAUGCAAGAGGCUCCCCAGGAACAGUCGCAAACAGAGGCAUCCACCAUUUCCAGGAAUUCGUCUCGUAAAAGCAAGGAAGUCAUAUCAUUGAGUAAAGCUUUUGUCACAGAGUCGCCAUAUUAUCCAACUUCCUCGACGUCAUCCGUAUAUUCAAGCAUGCACAGUAAUCACGACCGCAUCAUGUCUAUAUCGACAUCAGCCACAACAUGCAUGGAGAGGACACCAUCGUUUAGUACAAACAGACCUGCGUCUCCACUGAAUAAACCUUACUUCAUUCAAAAACACGACUCGUAUGACUCGACAGAACUUUCUGCUGACUUUCUGAAGCAGUACAGCUUCCCAACACUUCUGGAAGACGAACCUGUAGAAGAUUUCAGGAAGCACGACGAGGGAAAGGAGAAAAUUGAGGCUCUGAAAAUCAGAAAUACGGAUUCGGAGAAGUUCGAUAAACUUCUAGCCACUGUUGGAAAGGAUAUUCACGAACGUCCGCAAUCUAUAUCAAGCAAAACACAAAGUCCAGAAAAAGGGUCCAUAGAAAGAAGAUCGUUCAGUACGCCUGAACUGGAACAAUACCUGUUUGCUAACGGGUCAUCCAAAGAAAAGAUCACUGUUGAGGACAUUCUUAGAUACUAUAAUCCAUCAAACAGUGAACAUUCUUCGCCGUACAUCUAA